Messenger RNA from Meloidogyne enterolobii, 378 nucleotides. Lineage: Eukaryota; Metazoa; Nematoda; Chromadorea; Rhabditida; Meloidogynidae. The record is from the annotation of a GenBank genome assembly.
AUGGCUUCUUCAACUGAGACUGACGAGGAUACUGUACAAUUAAUUGAAGAGGGAUAUAAAAAACUUAAGGAAAAUAACUAUUUUAAUUCUCUUUUAAAAAAAUAUUUUACUGAAAAUCUAAAAGAAAAAUUAAAAUAUAAAAAGACAAAACUUGGGGCAACUUUAUUUGAUGUUAUUCUUUCGGGUGUUGCUAAUCCAGAUUCUGGUAUUGGUGUUUACGCACCUGAUCAAGAAUCAUAUCAUAAAUUUGCCGAGUUGUUCAAUCCGAUUAUUGACGAUUAUCAUGAAGGUUUUGGACCAGAAGCAGUACAUCCACCGACAGAUUUUGGAGAAAACAACAUUUCAGGUAAUUACCACAUAAAUAUAUCAUUUAGGUAA